Molecule: messenger RNA, 2857 nt
Organism: Frieseomelitta varia
Lineage: Eukaryota; Metazoa; Arthropoda; Insecta; Hymenoptera; Apidae
Product: protein lin-9 homolog
Exons: 7
Coding region: 99-1967 (622 amino acids)
Biological process (GO): regulation of transcription by RNA polymerase II; regulation of cell cycle; DNA-templated transcription
Cellular component (GO): transcription repressor complex; nucleoplasm
Molecular function (GO): DNA binding
Source: RefSeq, a predicted model, not a curated record
AGCGUUUGGAACGAUGGAAAAGAACCACUAACGAAAUUCACCGCGAAGCGGGCGAGCUCGACGGAAACACAUACCCAUGAUGCAUCAUUGAUAGCAACAUGGCGGAGAUGAUUGAAAAUGAAUCUGCUGAAACACUAUUAUCUAUAAAAAAUGGAGGAUAUCCAUCAGUUGAUGAGAUCAAAAGUGAAGUGAUUGAUGAUGAUACGAUGGAUAUGGAUGAUCAACAAAUUUCAAAUACUUCAACGGAUUCACAUAUGGACACUGAAGAAUCCGAUCCAAUCCCUGAACUUGGACCUGCUGCUUUAGGCUUACAAAGAGUAGGUAGUCAACCUCCCCCAAAACCAAAUCCUCCUAGCCAACCAGUCCAAGUUUUAAACCGAAGAGGAAUGCCAGCAAGAAUUAGAAAAAAAAAUAAAUUAUUUUAUGAUGAUAUACUAGUUAACCAUCCUCAUCAUAGAAUCAAAAAGGAUCCAUCACAUCCAGAUACAAAACACUCUCCUAAAAAGAUAUCUAGACCAUCUCCUGCAAAAAAGCAAAAUAGAGUAACUAAUGAGCCAAGGAAAAAUAAUAUAUUAAGCCAACCCAUAUCGUCUACAUUGACUCCUAUUAAACAAGAGAAAGAACCUGAUAAACCAAUGCAACCUUCAUCUCCGGAUCGUAAAAUUGGACAAAAGAUUGGUAUGAGAUUAAGAAAUUUAUUGAAAUUACCAAAAGCACACAAAUGGGUUUGUUACGAGUGGUUUUAUAGUAACAUUGAUAAGACUCUUUUUGAAGGGGACAAUGAUUUUAUGAUUUGUUUAAAAGAAUCUUUUCCACAAUUAAAAACUCGGAAAUUAACAAGAGUUGAAUGGUGCAAGAUAAGAAGAAUGAUGGGUAAACCACGAAGAUGUUCACAGUCAUUUUUUGAGGAGGAAAGACGAGAAUUAGAAAGAAAAAGACAAAAAAUUCGAAUGUUACAGCAAAGAAAAGCUGCAGAUGUUAACAGUUUCAAAGAUUUACCACCAGAAAUACCAUUACAGUUAGUAAUAGGAACCAAAGUUACAGCAAGACUGAGAAAACCACAAGAUGGUUUAUUUACUGGAAGUAUCGAUGCUGUAGAUACUAGUAAUAAUACUUACAGAAUUACAUUUGAACGUGCCGGGCUUGGAACUCAUAGUGUUCCAGAUUAUGAAGUAUUGUCAAAUGAACCACCAGAAACAAUAAGUGUAGCGUCGUUUGCACAAAAGUUUAGACCACGACAUGUACAAUAUGUACCAUCUCCACCGUAUGCUAUGAAAUUAAUGUCACCGCGUUUAAACAGUGAUCCUUUAAUAUCAAAUGCUUCUUUGUCUUUACCAAAAAAGCCUCAUAUUGGUGGAACAAUGAAUGGCUAUCCUUUGAAAUUAUUGGAAUUUAUGGUUAAAGUAAAUAAAAUAUUGGCUGCUAAAAAAGUUAAAAUUAAGAAAUUGAAAGAAAUGAACAGCGAAGCAGAAAAAAGACGUUCUUUUGGAGAACCACUUCCACCAGACUUUGAAAGAAGAUAUGCAGGUAUCGUGGUUGAGUUGGAAAAGAUGAAUACCGCUUUACAAGAUUUUCUUAAUGACGUUCAAGAACUUUGUCAAGAAAUGGCUCCAGAGCCUAGUGUGGCAGCUAUGUUGGCUCCUUCUCAUCUACGUGAAAAAUGUAGACAGGAAGCUGCAGAUAUGAUUGCGAGACAUAAUAGUGUCAAUGAUAGAGAACCUGGAAAGAUGUCUCAAUUAGUAACAGAUUUAACAGCUCUUAUGCUUCAAGUAAAGAGUUUAUCUGAUUCAGAUCGCAAUGCAUAUGAAUUAAAAGUGUUACAAGGCACAAUGGAACAAAUACGUGCGAAAUUAAGUCCACAAAAUCAACAAGUUUUCCAAAAUUGUGUAGAAAUACAUAUGCAACACAUACAAUUAGGUCUGGGACAAAGAGGUGCUUUAACGCCAUUUAUGGCUCAAAGAGCUUAGCAAAUAUGAAAGUCAUUUUCACUAAUACUUUCAGAGAAAUGUACAAUAUUAAAAUAGAUAUAAACUAUAAUAUUACACUAUUUUAUAAGAAAAAAUCCAACUUUAUUUUAUUAUCUUUUUGUAUAGGGCAUAUCAUCAUUAAAGAGUACCUUAUCUUAUUAGAAUAUAUAUAACUAUUGUUUUUUAAGUAACAUUCUAUAAAUGAUUUUUAGAAUAAUGUGCUGUGCUGUUAAUUGCAUUAAACAUUUAAAAAUGUUCAUGUUUAAAAGAUUUACAUGUCAACUUUACGAUUUCUACACAAUAAGUAAUUAAAUAUCUAUAAAUUAUUAAAUCGAAAAUAAAUUAAUGUGCUAUUGUAAAUAAAGCGUGCAUUUUGCAAUGGCAAUUUUCAUUAACUUUAUAUAGAAAUUUAUGCCAGCGAAAAAAAUUUUUUAUUUUGUAAAAAGGAAUUUAGUAUUUUCUGCUUAUAAAUAAUUGCUAAAAUUAAUAUAUAAUUAAUACAGUAGUAUUUUGAAAAAUAAUUUUCGAUAAAUGUACAUUAGGUAUAUGCACGAAUAUGGCAGAACCAAUUGUAAAUACACUAUAAAUGAUAUAAAAUAUAAAAUUUUUACAUUUAUUUUAUUCACACUAGCUAACAAUUUUUUAUUUAUACCAAUGUCUUAUUUUGAAAAAUCAUCAAAUAAUUAAUAUAAUAUGUGAUAAUUUACUUAAAAUAUUGUAAAUCCACUUAAUGGUUCUGUUUCUAAAAUUGUUACCAACACACUAAAUUAAGAACGUAGGUUAUAAAAAUUUGUCUGAUUCCAAAUAUUCUAUUGUCAUCAUAAAUAAAUUUAUAUAAAUGUUGUACUUAUUUCUCAUACAUAUAUUUUUAAUAAAGUAAAUACAAAUUU